Molecule: messenger RNA, 2787 nt
Organism: Penaeus indicus
Lineage: Eukaryota; Metazoa; Arthropoda; Malacostraca; Decapoda; Penaeidae
Exons: 9
Coding region: 1-2148 (715 amino acids)
Source: RefSeq, a predicted model, not a curated record
AUGAUGCUAUCUGACCCGCAUUCGGAGGUGACUGAGUUUACCAUCUCUGUUUCACGUCCUUGUGACAGUCAUUCUGCAUUGGAUUUUGCAUAUCAUGCGUCGUAUAGGCGUUCUAGGUAUGGGCGGGGACUGCGGGUCGGUGGCAGGGAAAGGAGCACUUCUUGGGCCAUAUAUGCUAAUUGUUUGUUAAUAGACUUCAAGAGCUAUGAUGUGUUCUAUCUUCCAUCCAAAUUAGAAAUUAACACAGAGGAAAAAGUGCAGAUCAAUGUGAGAGUUGCGUGCCCCCUUCCGCCCACUCCCCCCACCCCCACCCUCGCGAGUGACUUGGCCGUGACAGCAUGGGUGCAGGACGACCAUACUGCCUCAGUCACGCUCAAGACACGCUCGUGGAAAGACGUACUUCACCCUCGGUUGUGUUUCUGGCGCACCGACCUCGUGAAUGCGAACGCUUACCGCCUGGAGGUACCCUGGCGCACGAACGAUUAUAUUGGUGAUUCAGUUUCAGUCUUCUGUCGACACGGAUUAGUUUCACAGAUAUUUGCAGUUAUUGUAUGCUGGUCGGGAAAUAAUUGUAUGACCUCGAAAACUACGAAAGAUAAACUCCUAAAACCGAAGCUCUCCGCCAUGGCACUCCAAUGCCGGCAUCUGUUAGUGGCACUGGUCCUGCUCGCCCCGGCCCCUGCCUGCGCCAAGUUUUACAUCGGCCGUUACAAAACAGUGCCUGUGCCUGUUGCAAGCAGCCGGAACGAGAACAGUGCCGCAGAAGGAAGAAAAAUGCCGUACAUCGUGUACCACGAGAACGCCGCCCUGCACGCCGCCGACCUCGAGCACACCCGCCGUCGCAUCGAGCGGCCUCCGAUGGCGCCCCACACCAUCCGCCGGACGGGAGACAUCGGCCCCGGGACGCUCUUCGGCACCGUCGGCAACUACGGCAACCCGGAGAGCGGCUACACAGUCGUGAACAAAAAUGAGGUGAACUACGUGGUGCCGCCCUUCACGCCCGGCGGCCGCGUCAACGUCGCCUUCCAGUUCUGGAUCCCCAUCAGCAUCGGCGGCUUCUUCGUGACGGGGCGAGACCUGGAGGAGGCCUUGCGCUCAAACAACCCGACGGCGUACAUAUCCUCCCUCUUCCUGAAACACCUCUCUGAGAAUUCAACCAUCGGGGAACUUCUGGGCGAUGUGGGAAGCCCCGUGGUGGAGCAAGGCGUCCAGAAGUUCUUGGACUGGGUCAUGCCGUACCUCGGAUACUUCACGGGGAGCGACGUCAACGAGGUCAAUACGUACUCGCUCCCCAAGUCCCGGAGCAAGAGGGAUGCCGCAGACGACGACGGCUGGACCACUAUCGGAGGGCCUGUGAGCGGGGGGGAGCAGGUGAGGCCUACGGCAACGCUGAUAACGUCGUCGUCGAGACCCACGAACAACGACCGGCUCUUGUGGGGCAACGACCAUGUCCUCUCGCAUAAUAAUAUUCACGACAGCGCUACAAAGAGGCCAGGUCUUGAUCUCAUCAAACCCAUUGACGUCCCUGAAGAGCGUCCUCGGCCCUCGUUCUCCUCAAGGCCCAUCUUUUUUUCUCGUCCCUCAACAUCUUCAUAUCCUUCAUCGUUAUAUCCUUCAUCAACAUCAUCAUCAUCAUCAUCAUAUCCUUCUUCAUCAUCUUCAUCAUCUAGCUAUCCUUCCUCCUCUUCGCAAGACAUCACACCUCCCUUCCACCUGACAUCCUUCGAUGAAGUUCCAUCUGGAGCGACAGAUGUCAAACGUCUGGACGUGUCAAUGCGUCUCUCCCGCCUUGACUACUUUUUCAACAACCUUCACCUGGACCGCGAGGACUGUCGGCGCCGAGUCCUGUGUGAAGUGUCCCGCGACCCAGAAACCUUCGCUCCACUGUCGGACCUGAUCGGUAGUGAAACUAGGAUCUCAGGCAACAUCUGGGAGCUGAGCCAACAGUUGCGACAUACAGCUGAGGGCGGGAGGCUCCUGUCCUACAUCGAGGCCGUGCGAGAAGGAAAGGACAGGUCAGAGCAAUGUGAUGGUUACCGAUACCAAUGCGAUAUGAAGGCUCGUGAAGUGAUAAAUACAGACAUACUCCCAAUAUGGCGCGAAAUAGUCCGUUGGCUCACGGUGAAGGUCCUUACCCAAGAAUUGUAAAUAUCCAUAUUCAUGAAUAAUUAUGAUUUCCUGAAGUGAAUAUUUGACCUUUAAUCUUCCAAAACAUUAGCAUGUCUUCAUGACUUCCUUUUAGUGCCUCUCCUGUGUAUAUGUAAUUUUAUAUAUGACCAUGCCAUUCCUCUUAGUGUCUGAAGGUAAAACAUUGAAUGUGGAAGAUUUUAUUCUGAAUGCCGUCUUAAAUAUUUAUGAGUGAUAAAAAAAAAAUGUUUUUCUCCAUGUGGCUGCAGUUAUGAUUCUGUAUUUGGUACAUUUUUGAGUUUGUGUGCAUGACUUUUUCAGUGUGCGUGUCUUUAGGGUACUUUUGAAAUUAGCCAAUAGUUCUUAAACCAUGUUUGUUCUUUAUAAACAUGAAUAAAAGUACAUUAUAUUCAUGUAAUAUGCCAUAUUUGAUUGUAUAUUUUGUUAUUGUUGCGUUAUUGUUAUAUUGACGUAGUUAUUACAGUUGCAUUUGUUAUAUUUCUUCAGAAGGGAGAUAUCACUGCAUUGCAGAAAAUGUUUUCUUUUGUAAAUGCUUUGAAUAUAUAGGCAUUAACUUUUUACUUAAUGUGUAGAUGUAUCAGCACUAGUCACUUAUUUUAGACCAAUAUAUCACCUUUUGCCUUUUGUAAGAAAGCUUGU